AUGGUGGUGAAGAGUAAUUCAUUCACUGAAAAUUGGAUAAAUCGCCCUUCAAUAAACAAAAAGAUAUAUAGGAAUGGUAAUAAUAAUGAAAAUGAUGUUUUAGUUAAUACAUAUCAAUACAGCUGGGACAAUUUUAUUGUAAAAGUUUUGUGUUGUACUGUGACCAAAAAUCCAACCAUUAUAAUCGUUAUUCAUUCUGCCACCAGUUACUUCAAACAACGUGUAUACUUACGAUCGACGUUUUUACAAACUGUUUGGAUUUCCAUCCAACAAUUUCAAGUGAAAUUCAGUGCAGCUAUCAAAAGCCACUCAUUGGGCUUUAAUUACGUUUCACGUUUUGAUAAUUGCAAUAUUUCAAUUAAAACGAAAGAUACACUCUUCCCAACAAAUGACAUCCGAUAA
Messenger RNA from Loa loa (African eye worm), 402 nucleotides. RefSeq lists its product as hypothetical. NCBI's taxonomy places the organism in Eukaryota, Metazoa, Nematoda, Chromadorea, Rhabditida, Onchocercidae. The coding region runs from base 1 to 402 and encodes 133 amino acids. The transcript has 2 exons. The record is from RefSeq and is a predicted model, not a curated record.